This is a messenger RNA of Manis pentadactyla (Chinese pangolin), 10842 nucleotides long. RefSeq names its product striated muscle enriched protein kinase (gene SPEG). NCBI's taxonomy places the organism in Eukaryota, Metazoa, Chordata, Mammalia, Pholidota, Manidae. The transcript has 41 exons. The record is from RefSeq and is a predicted model, not a curated record. Gene Ontology annotation, biological process: protein phosphorylation; muscle cell differentiation. The coding region runs from base 159 to 9968 and encodes 3269 amino acids. Gene Ontology annotation, molecular function: protein binding; protein kinase activity; ATP binding.
GGUGACCUUCUGGGUAACACAGGCCGAAGGCUGGCGGGCAGCAGGAAGGCAGGGUGCCGGCCCCCCAGAACUCAUCUCCCAGGGCACCAUCUCCUGGGUGCCACGGUGGCCUUUCGGUUCCAGUUUCCAGCAUACUUCCAGCACAGCUCACUGAAGCCAUGCAGAAAGGCUGGGGCAUGCGAGGCGAGGACGUGGGCACGAGGGCACCCCCCAGCCCCGGGGUGCCCCCGAAGAGGGCCAAGGUGGGGGCCAGCGGAGGGGCCAUGGCUGGAGCACCCAUCUUCCUGCAGCCCCUGAAGGACACAGCUGUACUGGCGGGCAGCGACAUGCGGCUGCGGGUGGUGGUGAGCGGGACGCCCCAGCCCAGACUCAGCUGGUUCCGGGACGGGCAACUCCUGCCCCCACCGGCCCCUGAGCCCAGCUGCCUGUGGCUGCGUAGCUGCGGGGUGCAGGAUGCCGGCGUGUACAGCUGCAAGGCCCAGAACGAGCGGGGCCAGGCCUCCUGUGAGGCUGUUCUCACAGUGUUGGAGGUCGGAGACUCGGAGACAGGCGAGGAUGACAUCAGCGAUGUGCAGGGGACCCAGCGCCUGGAGCUUCAGGAUGACAGGGACUUCAGCACCCCCACGGGGGGCUCCGACACCCUGGUGGGCACCUCUCUGGACACACCCCCAACCUCCGUGACAGGCACUUCAGAGGAGCAAGUGAGCUGGUGGGGCAGCGGGCAGACGGUCUUGGAGCAGGAAGCGGGCAGCAGGGGUGGCAUCUGCCGCCUCCCGGGCAGCCCAAGGCAAGCACAGGCAACCGGGGCCGGGCCACGGCACCUGGGGGUGGAGCCGCUGGUGCGGGCAUCUCGAGCUAAUCUGGUGGGCGCAAGCUGGGGGUCAGAGGAUAGCCUUUCGGUGGCCAGUGACCUGUAUGGCAGCGCAUUCAGUCUGUACAGAGGACGGGCGCUCUCGAUCCACGUCAGCGUCCCUCAGAGCGGACUACACAGGGAGGAACCUGACCUUCAGCCUCAGCCGGCCAGUGAAGCCCCACGUCGCCCGGCCCUACCGCCUCCCUCCAAAUCCGCGCUGCUGCCACCACCGUCCCCUCGGGUGGGUAAGCGGCCCCCGCCGGGACCCAGCACCCAACCCCCGGCCACCCCCACAUUACCCCACCGGCGCACCCAGGAGCCCGUGCUGCCCGAGGACGCCACCGCCGAAGAGAAGCGAGGGAAAAAGUCCAAGUCGUCGGGGCCCUCGCUAGCUGGCACUGCAGAGUCCCGGCCCCAGACGCCCUUGAGCGAGGCCUCGGGCCGCCUGUCAGCGCUGGGCCGCUCGCCGCGCUUGGUGCGGGCCGGCUCCCGCAUUCUGGAUAAGCUGCAGUUUUUCGAGGAGCGACGGCGCAGCCUGGAGCGCAGCGACUCGCCGCCGGCGCCCCUGCGGCCGUGGGUGUCCCUGCGCAAGGCCCGCUCGCUGGAGCAGCCCAAGUCCGAGGGCGGCGCACCGUGGGGCACGUCCGAGGCCUCGCAGGAGGAGCUGCGGGCGGCGGCGGGCACCGUGGCCGAGCGGCGCCGCCUGUUCCAGCAGAAGGCGGCCUCGCUGGACGAGCGCACGCGGCAGCGCAGCCCGGCCUCCGACCUCGAGCUGCGCUUCGCCCAGGAACUGGGCCGUAUCCGCCGCUCCACGUCGCGGGAGGAGCUGGUGCGCUCGCACGAGUCCCUGCGCGCCACGCUGCAGCGUGCUCCGUCCCCUCGAGAGCCCGGCGAGCCCCCGCUUUUCUCCCGGCCCUCAACCCCCAAGACCCCGCGGGCGGAGAGCCCCGCCGCCGCCCAGCUGCCCCCUCCCAGCGUCGCGGGGAAGCCGGGGGACGAGCCGGGGAGGCCCCGGGGCCGCGGACCGGCAGGCAGAUCGGAGCCGGGGGAAGGCCCGCAGCAGGAGGUUAGGCGCCGGGACCAGUUCCCGCUGACCCGGGGUAGGGCCAUCCAGGAGUGCCGGAGCCCCGUGCCACCCCCGGCCGCCGAUGCCCCCGAGGCCAGGACGAGAGCACCCCCGAGUCGGAAGCGGGAGCCCCCGGCGCAGACCGUGCGCUUCCUGCCCUGGGCCACGCCGGGCCAGGAGGGCGCUGCUGUGUCCCAGACCUUGGAGAAAAACAGGGCGGGGCCUGAGGCCGAGAAAAGACUGCGCAGAGGACCAGAGGAGGAUGGUCCUUGGGGUGCCUGGGACCGCCGAGGGGCUCGCAGCCAGGGCAGAGGUCGCCGGGCCCGGCCCACCUCGCCUGAGAUUGAGUCCUCAGAUGACUCCUAUGUAUCCGCUGGAGAAGAGCCCCUGGAAGCCCCCUUGUUUGAGAUCCCCCUGCAGAAUGCAGUCGUGGCCCCAGGGACAGACACGCUGCUCAAGUGUAUCAUCACUGCCAACCCUCCACCCCACGUGUCCUGGCAGAAGGAUGGGUCCCCGCUGCGCAGUGAUGGCCGCCUUCUCAUCCGGGCUGAAGGCGAGCGGCAUACCCUGCUGCUCCGGGAGGCUCGGGCGGCUGAUGCUGGGAGUUACACAGCUACUGCCACCAAUGAGCUGGGCCAGGCCAGCUGUGCUGCUCUUCUGGCCGUAAGACCGGGUGGGUCCACAUCCCCUUUCAGCAGCCCCAUCACCUCUGACGAGGAGUACCUGAGCCCCCCAGAGGAGUUCCCGGAGCCUGGGGAGACCUGGUCCCAAACCCCCACCAUGAAGCUCAGUCCCAGCCAGAACCACCACUCCUCGGAUAUGGGCUCCAAGGCACCCCCCACUUUCAAGGUGUCACUUAUGGACCAGUCAGUAAGAGAAGGCCAAGAUGUCACCAUGAGCAUCCGUGUGCAGGGGGAGCCCAAGCCGGUGGUCUCCUGGCUGAGAAACCGUCAGCCAGUGCGCCCAGACCAGCGGCGCUUUGCUGAGGAGGCAGAGGGUGGGCUGUGCCGGCUGCGGAUCCUGGCUGCUGAGCGCGGUGACGCCGGCUUCUACACUUGCAAAGCGGUUAAUGAGUAUGGUGCUCGGCAGUGUGAGGCCCGCCUAGAAGUCAGAGCACAUCCUGAAAGCCGGUCCCUGGCCGUGCUGGCCCCCCUGCAGGACGUGGACGUGGGGGCCGGGGAGAUGGCGCUGUUUGAGUGCUUGGUGGCAGGUCCUGCCGACGUGGAGGUAGACUGGCUGUGCCGAGGCCGCCUGCUGCAGCCUGCGCUACUCAAAUGCAAGAUGCAUUUCGAUGGCCGCAAAUGCAAGCUGCUGCUCACCUCUGUACAUGAGGACGACAGUGGCAUCUACACCUGCAAGCUCAGCACGGCCAAAGAUGAGCUGACCUGCAGUGCCCGGCUGGCUGUGCGACCCUCACUGGCACCUCUGUUCACACGGCUGCUUGAGGAUGUGGAGGUACUGGAGGGCCGCGCUGCCCACUUUGACUGCAAGAUCAGUGGCACCCCACCCCCGUCUGUUACCUGGACUCAUUUUGGCCAGUCUGUGGAGGAGAGCGAGAACGUGCGGCUUCGGCAGGAAGGGGGCCUGCACUCACUGCACAUUACCCACGUGGGCAGUGAGGAUGAGGGGCUCUAUGAGGUCAGUGCUACCAACACACAUGGCCAGGCCCACUGCUCAGCCCAGCUCUACGUGGAGGAGCCUCGGACAGCUGCCACUGGCCCUAGCUCUAAGCUGGAGAAGAUGCCAUCCAUCCCUGAGGAGCCAGAGCAAGGUGAGCUGGAGCGGCUGUCCAUGCCCGACUUCCUGCGGCCACUGCAGGACCUGGACGUGGGGCUGGCCAAGGAGGCCAUGCUGGAGUGCCAGGUGACCGGCCUGCCCUACCCCACCAUCAGCUGGUUCCACAAUGGCCACCGCAUCCAGAGCAGCGAUGACCGGCGCAUGACACAGUACAGGGAUGUCCAUCGCUUGGUGUUCCCUGCUGUGGGACCUCAGCAUGCUGGUGUCUACAAGAGCGUCAUUGCCAACAAGCUGGGCAAAGCUGCCUGCUAUGCCCACCUCUAUGUCACAGAUGUGGUUCCGGGCCCCCCAGAUGGCGCGCCGCAGGUGGUGGCUGUGACCGGGAGGAUGAUCGCGCUCACAUGGAGCCCUCCCAGGAGUCUGGACACGGCCAUCGACCCAGAUGCCCUGACCUACACCGUGCAGCACCAGGUGCUGGGCUCAGACCAGUGGACUGCGCUGGCCACGGGCCUGCGGGAACCCAGGUGGGCGGCCACGGGGCUGCGGAAGGGGGCCCAGCACAUCUUCCGGGUCCUCAGCACCACCAUCAAGAGCAGCAGCAAGCCCUCCCCUCCCUCAGAGCCCGUGCAGCUGCUGGAGCACGGCCCACCCCUGGAGGAGGCACCCGCUGUGCUGGAUAAGCCAGACACCGUGUAUGUGGUGGAAGGACAGCCCACCAGUGUCACUGUCACCUUCAACCAUGUGGAGGCUCAGGUCAUCUGGAGGAGCUGCCGAGGGGCCCUCCUGGAGGCACGGGCAAGUGUGUACGAGCUGAGCCAGCCAGAUGAUGACCAGUACUGUCUUCGGAUUUGCCGGGUGAGCCGCCGAGACAUAGGGCCCCUCACCUGCACUGCCCGCAACCGCCACGGCACACAGGCCUGCUCAGUCACGCUGGAGCUGGCAGAGGCCCCUCGGUUUGAGUCCAUCAUGGAGGACGUGGAGGUGGGGACUGGGGAAACCGCCCGCUUCGCUGUGGUGGUUGAGGGGAAACCACUGCCGGACAUCCUGUGGUACAAGGAUGAGGCGCUGCUGACCGAGAGCAGCCAUGUGAGCUUCGUGUAUGAGGAGAACGAGUGUUCCCUGGUGGUGCUCAGCACGGGGCCCCAGGAUGGAGGCGUCUACACCUGCACCGCCCAGAACCUGGCUGGCAAUGUCUCCUGCAAGGCAGAGUUGGCUGUGUGUUCAGCUCAGACAGCUAUGGAGGUGGAGGCGGUAGGGGAAGAUGAGGAGCAGCGAGGAAGGAGACUCAGCGACUUUUAUGACAUCCACCAGGAGAUUGGCAGGGGUGCCUUCUCAUACCUGCGACGCGUGGUGGAGCGUAGCUCUGGCCUGGAGUUUGCAGCCAAGUUCAUCCCUAGCCAGGCCAAGCCAAAGGUAUCAGCAUGGCGGGAGGCCCGGCUGCUGGCCCGGCUCCAGCAUGACUGUGUCCUCUACUUCCAUGAAGCCUUUGAGAGGCGUCGAGGACUGGUCAUUGUCACUGAGCUAUGCACCGAGGAGCUGUUGGAACGAAUGGCCAGGAAACCCAUCGUGUGUGAGUCUGAGAUUCGGACCUACAUGAGACAGGUGCUGGAAGGAAUAUGCUACCUGCACCAGAAUCAUGUGCUACACCUGGAUGUCAAGCCUGAAAACCUGCUAGUAUGGGAUGGUGCGGAGGGUGAAGAGCAGGUACGGAUCUGUGACUUUGGGAACGCCCAGGAGCUGACUCUGGGAGAGCCCCAGUACUGCCAGUAUGGCACACCUGAGUUCGUGGCACCUGAGAUUGUCAACCAGACCCCUGUGUCUGGAGUCACUGACAUCUGGCCUGUGGGCGUUGUUGCCUUCCUCUGUCUGACAGGAAUCUCCCCUUUUGUUGGGGAAAAUGAUCGGACAACAUUAAUGAACAUCCGAAACUACAACGUGGCCUUUGAGGAGACCACAUUCCUGAGCCUGAGCAGGGAGGCCCGGGGCUUCCUCAUCAAAGUGCUGGUGCAGGACAGGCUGAGGCCUACCGCAGGAGAGACUCUAGAACAUCCUUGGCUCAAAACACAGGCAAAGGGUGCAGAGGUGAGCACAGAUCACCUGAAGCUAUUCCUCUCCCGGCGGAGGUGGCAGCGCUCUCAGAUCAGCUACAAGUGCCACCUGGUGCUGCGCCCCAUCCCUGAGCUGCUGCGGGCACCCCCAGAGCGGGUGUGGGUGACCGUGCCCAGAAGACAACCCCCCAGUGGGGGGCUCUCAUCCUCCUCCGACUCUGAAGAGGAAGAGCUGGAGGAGCUGCCCUCAGUGCCCCAGCCACUGCAGCCCGAGUUCUCGGGCUCCCGGGUGUCACUCACUGACAUUCCCACUGAGGAUGAGGCCCUGGGGGCCCCAGAGGCUGGGGCAGCCACCCCCAUGGACUGGCAGGAGCAGGGAAGGGUCCCCUGUCUGGACCAGGAGGCCCCCAGUCUUCAGGGUUUCCCCUCCCCAGGCCAGGAGUCCCUGGCUGGGCCCAGCCCCCAGCGGAGAGAGCUCCGGAGGGGCAGCUCAGCUGAGAGCGCCCUGCCCCGGGCCGGGCCGGGGGAGCCGGGCCGGGGCCUGCACAAGGCAGCCUCUGUGGAGCUGCCUCAGCGCCGGAGUCCCAGCCCGGGAGCCACCCGCCUGACCCGGGGAGGUCUGGGUGAGGCUGAGUACGCCCAGAGGCUGCAGGCUCUGCGCCAGCGGUUGCUACGGGGAGGCCCUGAGGAUGGCAAGGUCAGCGGCCUCAGGGGCCCCCUGCUAGAGAGCCUGGGGGGCUGUGCUCGGGACCCCCGGCUGGCACGGGCUGCCUCCAGUGAGGCAGCACCCCACCACCAACCCCCACCCGAGACACGGGGCCUGCAGAAGAGCAGCAGCUUCUCACAGGGUGAGACAGAGCCCAGGGGCCGGCACCGCCGUGCUGGGGCACCUCUCGAGAUCCCUGUGGCCCGGCUUGGGGCCCGCAGGCUACAGGAGUCUCCUUCCUUGUCUGCCCUCAGCGAGGCCCAGUCACCCAGCUCUGCGGAGCCCAGUGCCCCCAAACCCACUGCCCAUAAGUCCUCAGAACCUCCUGCCUCCACAGUCAGCGAUGCUCCCGAGCCCUCGGCACCCCAGCCUACCCAAAAGAAGGCCGCAGAGUCCGUGCCAGCACCAGCACCAGCCCCCAAGCUUACACAGCGCCCUGUGGCUCUGCAAACCCUAGCGCCCCCGCUCACACCCUAUGCCCAGAUCAUGCAGACGCUCCAGCUGGCAGACCACGCGCAAGGCCCCCCGCAGGGCCCUGCCUCACCUCAGUCGGAGCCCAAGCCCCACCCGGCUGUGUUCGCUCGCGUGGCCUCCCCACCUCCGGGAGCCUCCCAGAAGCGCGCGCCUUCGGCCGGGCCUCCCACUCUGCUAGCCGAGAAAGCCCAGGUGCCCACGGUGCGCACGGUGCCCCGCAGGCCAGGUAGCGGUCCCAGCAGCGGCAUCGAGAACCUGGAGUCAGAGGCUGUGUUCGAGGCCAAGUUCAAGCGCAGCCGUGAGUCGCCCCUGUCGCGGGGGCUGCGGCUGCUGAGCCGCUCGCGCUCCGAAGAGCGCGGCCCCUUCCGCGGGGCUGAGGAGGAUGGCAUGUACCGGCCCAGCCCGGCGGGGACGCCGCUGGAGCUAGUGCGACGGCCUGAGCGCUCCCGCUCCGUGCAGGACCUGAGGGCGGUCGGGGAGCCGGGCCUCGUCCGCCGCCUCUCGCUGUCGCUGUCCCAGCGCCUGCGGCGGACCCCGCCCGCACAGCGCCACCCGGCCUGGGAGGCCCGCAGUGGCGACGGGGAGAGUUCGGAGGGUGGCAGCUCGGCGCGGGGCUCCCCGGUGCUGACGGUGCGCAGGAGGCUCAGCUCCACGCUGGAGCGGCUGUCGAGCCGGCUGCAGCGCAGCGGCAGCAGCGAGGACUCGGGAGGCGCGUCGGGCCGCAGCACGCCGCUGUUCGGAAGGCUGCGCAGGGCCACGUCCGAGGGCGAGAGUCUGCGGCGCCUCGGGCUCCCGCAAAACCAGCUGGCUGCCCAGGCCGGGGCCACCACGCCUUCUGCAGAGUCCCUGGGCUCCGAAGCCAGCGCCACGUCGGGCUCCUCAGCUCCUGGGGAAAGGCGAAGCCGGCUGCGCUGGGGACUCUCUAAGCUGAGGAAGGACAAGGGGUUAUCACAGCCAAGCCUCUCCGCCAGCGAUCAAGAGGAUUUGGGUCACCAGUAUGUGCGCAGUGAAUCAGACUUCCCCCCAGUCUUCCACAUCAAACUCAAGGACCAGGUGCUGCUGGAGGGAGAGGCAGCCACCCUGCUUUGCCUGCCUGCAGCCUGCCCUACACCCCACAUCUCCUGGAUGAAAGACAAGCAGUCCCUGCGGUCAGAGCCUUCUGUGAUCAUUGUGUCCUGCAAAGAUGGACGGCAGCUGCUGAGCAUCCCCCGGGUGGGCAAGCGGCAUGCUGGGCUCUAUGAGUGCUCAGCCACCAACGUGCUAGGCAGCAUCACCAGCUCCUGUACUGUGGCUGUGGCCCGUGUUCCAGGAAAGCUAGCGCCUCCUGAAGUGCCCCAAACCUACCAGGACACAGCACUGGUGCUGUGGAAGCCAGGAGACAGCCGGGCACCUUGCACGUACACGCUGGAGCGGCAGGUGGAUGGGGAGUCUGCCUGGCAUCCCGUGACCUCAGGAAUCCCCAACUGUUACUACAACGUGACCCAGCUGCCGGUUGGUGUGACUGUGAGGUUCCGUGUAGCCUGUGCCAACCGUGCUGGGCAAGGGCCUUUCAGCAACCCUUCUGAGAAGGUCCUCGUCAAGGGCAUGCAAGAUUCCUCAGCUCUGCCAUCUGCUCCUCGCCAAGAAGCCCCUGUUACCUCAGGGCCAGCCAGGGCCCCACCUCCUGACUCUCCUACCUCACUGGCCCCAAGCCCCGCCCCAGCUCCUGCUUCCCCAGCCCACCAGUCAGCUACUCUCAGCCCCUCAUCUCCCCCAACUUCUCCUAGCCAGGCCUUGUCCUCACUCAAGGCUGUGGGUCCACCACCCCAAACACCCCCACGAAAGCACAGGGGUCUGCAGGCUGCUCAGCAAGCAGAGCCCACCCCACCCAGUGCCCAGGCCACCCCAAGUGAACCCAAGUCUUCCGUCCCUGACACUGGGACCCUGACCCCAGCCUCUAUCCCUCAAGAGGUCAAACCGGCAUCUUCCUCUACUCCCCUGUAUAUGGUGACCUCCUUUGUGUCUGCACCACCAGCCACUGAGCCCCCAGCCCCUGAGCCCCCCCCGGAGCCCACCAAGGUGACUGUGCAGAGCCUCAGUCCAGCCAAGGAGGUGGUCAGCUCCCCUGGGGGUGGCCCCCCCAGCUCACCCAGGCCAGAGGGCACUGCUCUUCGACAGGGUCCCCCUCAGAAACCCUACACCUUCCUAGAGGAGAAGGCCAGGGGCCGCUUCGGUGUAGUGCGAGCAUGCCGGGAGAAUGCCACCGGACGAACGUUCGUGGCUAAGAUUGUGCCCUAUGCGGCGGAGGGCAAGCGGCGGGUCCUGCAGGAGUAUGAGGUGCUGCGGACACUGCACCAUGAGCGGCUCAUGUCCCUGCACGAGGCCUACAUCACCCCACGUUACCUCGUUCUCAUCGCCGAGAGCUGUGGCAACCGGGAACUCCUCUGCGGGCUCAGCGACAGGUUCCGGUAUUCAGAAGAUGAUGUGGCCACCUAUGUGGUACAGCUGCUACAAGGCCUGGGCUACCUGCAUGGCUGCCACGUGCUGCACCUGGACAUCAAGCCAGACAACUUGCUGCUGGCCCCUGACAACGCCCUGAAGAUCGUGGACUUCGGCAGUGCCCAGCCCUACAGCCCCCAGGCCCUGAGGCCCCUUGGCCACCGCACAGGCACGCUGGAGUUCAUGGCUCCUGAGAUGGUGAAAGGAGACCCCAUCGGCUCUGCCACAGACAUCUGGGGAGCGGGUGUUCUCACUUACAUCAUGCUCAGUGGGCAUUCCCCGUUCUAUGAACCAGACCCCCAAGAAACAGAGGCUCGGAUUGUGGGGGGCCGCUUUGAUGCCUUCCAGCUGUACCCCAACACCUCCCAAAGCGCCACCCUCUUCUUGCGAAAGGUCCUCUCAGUACAUCCCUGGAGCCGGCCCUCCCUGCAGGACUGCCUGGCCCACCCAUGGCUGCAGGACGCCUACUUGAUGAAGCUGCGCCGCCAGACGCUCACCUUCACCACCAACCGGCUCAAGGAAUUCCUGGGCGAGCAGCGGCGCCGCAGGGCUGAGGCUGCCACCCGUCACAAGGUGCUGCUCCGCUCCUACCCAGGCAGCCCCUAGCAGCUUGGACCACAGCCGGGCCUCUGGCUUCCACUUGGGGUUCCCACUGAUGCUGUGGGCCAUUCCAGGGCCCACACCGAGCCUGUUGGGCCUGGGGCUUCAGACUCCACCAGCAGUAACAUCCGGCCAGGCUAUUACCUCAUGGACCUGUGGGGACAGAGGCCCCUGGGCUUUGCAUGAUGCCACCCAGGCCAGAGCCAGAGCAGGAGACCCAUUGGCCAGGCUGGGUGGGGCCAGAAAGGAGCUGGAAGAGGGGCAAGGAGGGAAUGGGGAAGUGACCAGGAGAAGGAGCCGAGGGAUAGGGAGGGGGUGACUCUAGGGAGGUUCUGGGAGUGAGGGACAAGUCAUUGGGGAGAACCAACUCAGGAGGGUGAGUGACUGGAGAGGAGGAGAAGGAAGGAGCCCAGGGUGUUGGGGCAUGGGCUCCUGUGUCAGUGAAUCAGGGACAGGAAAUGGAGACAGAGUUACUGUGUGAGAGAAAGUCUGGAGGUGGGGGAGGGAGAGAAGAAAGGACUUGGGUGGGGGUGGGGUGCGCCAGCUGCCAGCAUGCCCAAAAGGAGGAAGGAGAAAUGAGAAGCAUGGUAGUGGGGUGCGGAGAGUGCUGGAGGCUGGAGGCAGUGAUCAGCAAGCCAGCACUCCUAUCCCGGUGGACGCAGCUCUGGACACGGUGCUUGCCCAAGGAUGUCCCCACUGCCCCUCGUGGCCUUCGCCCUUCUUCCAAUUCAUAUUUAUUUAUUUAUUGACUUUUAUGAAGUUUCCCUUCCAUCCAAUCCCUAUUGCCCAUGUUGUCCUGGCCAUCCCUGCAGCCAUCCAGUUGUCUGUGCAGCUGUCUGUCUGUCUUUCACAAGGAAAAUAAAAACGGCAAGCAGCAGGA